AUGCUACGCGUCGUCCGGCGGCAAUUUCCGCUGGCCCCAGGCUUUGCAACGACUGCCCACGCCGCACAGGGUCAAACCUACGCAGAGGGUGCAAUGACAGACAUGCAAAUCGGCGAAGGCGGAGGCCCCAUGACAGCGUACAUUGCGGUGACACGGGGCUCUGUUGUUGCAGACCUGGCGUGGGGACUGCAUCGAUUGGGCAACGCACGCGCUACCGAGAAGAAGAAGAAGCGUGCAGCCAGUGCCGCGAACGCAAGCCCAAAAGCGGGUCCGUACACUGCAGGGCAGUGGAAACGGGAAGCAGCCGCGCGGGUGUGCAGAGAAUGCGUGCGUAACCAUGCGGCAAACAACACGCCGUGGCAAUGCAGCGUAUGCAAAGCAUGGCAGGACGAGGCCGCCUUUGCAAAGCAAUACGCGCGCCCACAGUGCACUUUCUACCGCGUGUGCCACACGUGCGAAGUGCAGAAGCCGUGCUGCAAGUGCGGCGUGGCAAAGCCGGCGAGCGCGUUUGGAGCUUCUGCGUGGAAGGCGCGAAAUGCAGACCGACGUUGUUGCAAGGACUGCGCAGUGAAAGUGACAGGUCACUGGCGCUGCGGAGUGUGCAGUGAGCAAAAAGCACGCGAGCACUUCAGCGCGUGGACACGGCAAAGCACGAGGCAAAAUGGAAAGCAGCGUUGCAAUCCGUGCUUCCAGGCAACGGAAAUACGGGCGGCUGCAAAGAAGGCAAAGGGCAGACUAUACAAGCUGCGAGUGCAGGACAAGAGACAGCAGGUAAUCAGGUGCAUUCGGGCAGAAAGCCCGGACAGCGUACGGCCGUUGCUGCGAAGAAGCGUGAUUCGACAAGCGAUACGCCGUGCGACUGCAUGGCAGACGAAGGUAGCGGAGGAAAAGAGACAGCAAGUCAUAGCUCUUGUCAGGGAAGAGAUCGCUGACCGUGCGCAACAGAUGGAAACACAACCAGAGAAGCAAGCAGAGCCGACAGAGACAAAGACCCCGCCCCGCACAGCGACGACGCGAGCAGCGUCGGAAGAGCCAGCAGCAAAGCGUGCAAAACACGAGUCGGUCAGAAACAAUAUGCACACAGAGCAAUAA
This is a messenger RNA of Durusdinium trenchii, 1092 nucleotides long. The record is from the annotation of a GenBank genome assembly. NCBI's taxonomy places the organism in Eukaryota, Dinophyceae, Suessiales, Symbiodiniaceae.